This is a messenger RNA of Parus major (Great Tit), 1328 nucleotides long. Its product is annotated as transcription factor HES-2. Bases 45 to 752 code for a protein of 235 amino acids. The record is from RefSeq and is a predicted model, not a curated record. The transcript is spliced from 3 exons. Lineage: Eukaryota; Metazoa; Chordata; Aves; Passeriformes; Paridae. Gene Ontology annotation, molecular function: protein dimerization activity.
CGCGGGCGGUAGCGGCGCGGAGCGAGCUGAGUGGUGGCGCGGCCAUGGCGCCGGGCGGGGAGCGCUCGCCGCGGGGCGAGGGCUGCGCGGAGCCCCGUGUCGACCGGAGGACGAGGAAGCCGCUGGUGGAGAAGAAGCGCCGGGCGCGCAUCAACGAGAGCCUGCGGGAGCUGCGGCUGCUGCUGGCCGACAGCGAGGGGGCGGGCGGCGGCUCCUGGAGGCCAGCGAGCGAUUCGCCGCCGGGUACAUCCAGUGCAUGCACGAGGUGCACACCUUCGUCUCCAGCUGCCCCGGAAUCGACGCCACCACGGCGGCCGAGCUGCUCAACCACCUGCUGGAGUCCAUGCCCCUCAGCGAGGGCGGCUGCCCGGACUCGAUCACGGACGUUUUGGGGGAGCCCGCGCUCGGCCCCUGGCCUGCCGGAGAGGCGUUGGCCCUGCCCGCCGGAGCCCGCCCGGGCCCGGCCCUGCCCGCCCCGGCGCUCUCGCCCUGCCCCAGCGAAGAGACCUGCUCCGACUCGGACGAGGCGGAGGCCGAGCCGGGCCAGACCUCCACGGACGGACUGGACGCGUCCCAGACGCAGGGCCUGGCCUCGCCCGGCUCGCCCAAAUCCAUGUGGAGACCCUGGUAAGAGCGGAGAGGAGCCAGCGCGGAGCUGCCUGUGGGGAAGGCAGGGUGCCCCGUGUGUGCAGCGUGUCCGUGGGAGCGCUGUGGCUGCGGGACUCGGGCACUCGGACGCUGUCACACCCUGACAGCCUAAUAGCGAACGCGUUAACAUUUCAUCCCUGUGAGCGUGCGUGUGUGACAUUUGGUAACUUUAGGGGUUGUUCCUAGGAGAGGAUGGGGGGAGGAGGGAGUCGGUUUGUAGAAGCAAAGCUCUCUGGUGGAGACACAGCAGUUAUUUUAUAACCCUGUCUUUCUUCUUGGCCCUUAGAAGCGGCCCAAACACCACUACCCUUUAAGAAAAAGCCCUUGUACAUUUUACAUCACGAUAGUCAAUUCCCGGAGAAGCUGAAGCUACGUCUGCAUGCACGGUUUUAAACGUUCUAGUGAUAGCACAGACCCCUGAGAGAUGUCAGUGGGGGUAGUGUCUGUACCUGGUAGCAGUUUGAAGUUUCACCUUUUAGGGAAGGGAGAGAAAACUUAGAUACCCGGUGGAAUUAGACAAGCAUUUUAAAAGAUGUUGGUGGCAGGGUGCCUUUUAGAAAUGAGUGUCUUUAUGCACAUUUUGCUUUUAGCACACUUGAGUUUGUUGUGACUUCAUGUAUAUUAGGAUGUCAAAUGUUUUUUAUUUUUAAUCUUUAAUAAAAAAAACCCUGAAUUCACAA